This is a messenger RNA of Cryptococcus deneoformans JEC21, 3954 nucleotides long. RefSeq lists its product as hypothetical. The record is from RefSeq and is a predicted model, not a curated record. The transcript is spliced from 4 exons. NCBI's taxonomy places the organism in Eukaryota, Fungi, Basidiomycota, Tremellomycetes, Tremellales, Cryptococcaceae. The coding region runs from base 227 to 3493 and encodes 1088 amino acids.
UUCUGUCGGCCCGCCACGUUUCACCCACCUGUUCAAGCACGGCGCAUCACCCCGCUUUACCUGUCAGCACGACCGGAGUAUCAGCCCAGGUAUCCCGUCACAGUCUUUACCGGGGACUGCUUGCUGCGGAGAACGGUGCCGGUCACGAGUCGCCAGCUACCACGACGCUCGAGUUGAACUCACGCUAAACAUCGCCGGACGUGGACCCCAAACACAACCCUGUGCCAUGACUUCUCGCAGAACUCCCCACCGCUUGGCUCACCCUUUCCCGGCCCCUCCCUCCACUCAGCCCGUCCUGUUCUCCCAUUCUACGUUUACUUUCAUCGCCUCUUGGCAGGGGCAGCUCUUGGUCUGCACCGCCGUCCUCUUCCUCGGAGCGAUAUACUUCUUCGUACGCCGUCCUGUGGAGGACUGGCGGACUCGAAGACGAGAGCGGUUAGCCAGAGCAAGGGAGAAAGAGUUAAUGGCGAUGGAAAACAAUGCCGAUGAUAAGGCUGCUUCCAGUCAUUCGACAAUCGAGGAUAGAAAGGAGGAGGUCAAGAUGAAUGCAAAGGAGCGAGGGAGGGAAAGGCGGAAAGAAGUGAAGAAGUAUAAGAGUGUCUUGCUUAAGGCGGAUUCUAACAUAUUAACUUCUGCUGAAUCAUCUCCUGCAUUGCCGCCAACUUCUUUCUCGGUGUCGUCUCAUGAUCCAUCCAGCAGAGCUCUUUGUUCGGUUCCUCCAUCCUCUCUCAAUGACCAAGGGUCAUCCAGACAGGCAGAGCCCCGAACACCAUCGAGAGCGCUCCCAUCACCGCCUACACUCGUUCCCCCCAAAUCCCCCAAUUUAGAUCUUGAAUCCCAGAAUGCCGCCAGCUUGAAAGAGAACAGGAAUGUAUACGGUGAUUCCGAUGCAUCCAGAGAACCUGUAUCCGACAGAGACCAAAAGCAAGGCGAGAUCGGAAUUGUGCCCAAGCCAUCUCAAAACGACCUUCUUUCAAAACCCGUUCCAAGCUCGAAGUCAGAAUCUAGUUCGAGUCCAAGGUCUAGAUCACAAGAACGGGUAGAAAUCGCAGAACCCUCUUCCCAUCAUCUCGAGCCAGCAGACUCUCACGAACGAAAAGAUGCCAAGGCCAAAUCGCACGGGUUUUCAAUUUUCCCUGAGGAAGGUUAUCUCCCUGUUCCAGUAGGCCAUGCAGGCGGGAAAAAGAAGAAAAAGAAGGGAAAGAGCAGUGUGGCGGUGUCAGCUACUGAGAAGAAUAGGAAAGAAGCACAGAAUUUGACACCCCCCUCAGUUACCGGCCCGGCAUCUCAGUCUCUUGACUCUGAGAUGGAAUCAUCUGCUUGUCCUCAAGAAAUUGAGUCUCCUGCAUUGGCGCUCGAUUACAAUUCCAAUUCUUCCGAGGCCGAUAUCGCCCAACCGGCAUUAACUGCCAGAGAUGCUUUGGUUGAGUCUUUGCGGACAGAGUUAGGCGUAUCGAAAGCAGAACAAGCUAAAGCGAUGGAUGAAUUGAUCAGGGCGAGAAGUAAUGAGGAGAGGAUGAAGGGGGAGAUGGAAAAGGUCAGGAGGGGAGCAAAGGAAAUCAAGAGAAAUGAUAAGGACGAUCUGCAACAGCGCUACAACAACCUUUCAAAGAUGUAUGCCGCCGCUUUGAACCGCCUCUCACAUCUCGAGUCUCUCGUCCUCGAAUCCGGCAACUGUCUUCCUCCCGCAUCACCUCUACCGCUUCAAAUGCCAGGCUCUCCCGUUGUCUCCGUACCGGGAUCCCCUUACGCAGCUUCACCUGGCGGACAAGCGAGGGCCUUCUCAUUGGGUUCUGGGAUGUACGUCGGUUAUCCAAGUCCGGGUUUGUAUCCUUCACCAAUGCUUCACCAUGUCCACCAAUCACACCCUCAUGCCCAUCCGCACGUCCAUUCCUACCUCCCAAACGGCUCCCCUGCACCAUUCCGUCGUGCGAGCUCCGGAAUGGUCCCACUUUCCAUGUCUGGUACAGGUAACAAUCCCUUCUUUUUGAAUAACUCCCAAGUCCGACGCCAUUGUCAGGCUCCCGGAUCAAGCACAGUAACAGGUGCAGGAUUGGGAUUAGGUGAAGAAGUUUCAUUGGCAGGGCCGUUGACACCCGGCAUUGGCGGGUUCGAAAUGGAUAUGGGAGUUGGGAUUAUGCCCCUCGGUCAGGCUUCACAGACUUCAGUUUCGGCUUUGUCCCAUCCUUCUUCCAAGGCUUCCAAUUCUGAUAAUACCUCUACUGUCUCUAACGGCAUCACUGAUGAGGAUCCUUUGUCUUUAUCCAAUACCUCCAAUGGUGCUGAUGUGAUGGGCGGAGGAACUGCCUCAGCGGGUGUCAUAAACGCACCGGUAGUACCCUCCCCGAGCUUGGGAAAACUUAGUCCGGAAGGGAAGCUGGCAGAAAGAAGGAGGUUGAGCGUGGAAAGUACGGUGUUGAAGCGCAAAGUUAGCCCGAUUCCCCCCCCGAGCGCGCCGAGUAUCGCUCGUGUCAAUGGCAGCUCGAAUGGGAAUGAUGAUGUCAUCGUCGAAGAGGAAGAUGGGAAUAAUGUUGAAGAAGGGGAGCAGGUGAAUUCUACAGAGCAUACUGUGGAACAUCAGAACCGUGAGGAGGAUGGGGAGAAAGUUGAUGUUGGGCGAGAAGAUGAACCAGGCGCCCGCCCCCAGCCUGCGCCCGAGCCAAAUGUGGAGAACACUCUGAGCGUCCAAAAUCAGCAAGACUCAGCAAAUGGUAAUGAAAUCGAUGCCGGAGUUAAGGAAGAACAGGAACACUCUUCUCCAGCUUCCAAUCCUUUUUCACUCUCUUCCAUAAACUCAAGCUUUAAUUCCACUUCCAACUCUACUUCAGCAUCCCAGUUUGACACACCCGUCACCGAUACAGAUCUGUUACCUCGCUUAUCAGCAGUCACCAAUGAUCGACAACCCAUUUCGGAUUCCCCUCAUCAUUUCGAACCCCCAAUAAACGACGGGUCUGGCGGCACUACCAACAUCAACGGUGAUCCCAUUCCAACAGCUGGCACAAGGGACGUCUCUACAGCCACUUCGUCUUCCCCCUCCCAGAUACAGGAAGACAAACAUGAAGUUUCCAUCGAACCCAUUUUUGCGAGCCUUGCCCAUACACCUGCACAAGUGGAAGAGAUGCGACGACAGCGAGAAGAAGCGUUCCAUGAGCACGAGCGAAGAGAGUACGAGAAACAUCAGAAAGAGAGACUCAGGUUGCAAAGCGCUGCUGCGAUCCAUCAUCUGGGAAUGGGUAUAGGAUCACCGAUGGGUUCACCGUCGCCUAUGCUGAUGCGGGGGAUGGGAGCGGGCACGGUAUCGCCUGUUGGGGGGAUGGGCGUUACAUCUCCGAUGGAGAUGAUGUCGCCUAUGGCUUCAGGCCAUGCAAUGGGGCUAUUGAAUUCACCAGUGAUAUUUCAGGGUCAUGUGCAGAAUCAUGGACUUGGGCUUGGGACUGUAAAUGGAGAACGGCAAGGGCAGAUGUCACCCUCUACUCCUGUACGAGGUGCAUAAGGAAGAAAAUCAUCCUAACUCCAGGGACAAGCUCUUGUGGAUAGAGAGGGAAAUUGGGGCGAAAUGGGUAGCGUUGGCGGAUGAUCGGAUUGAUUAAGGAGUGGGAAAAAAGGGGCUACAGACAGACGUGGAAGAGCUGCAAAGAAAAAAUCCUGUCAUUCGUGCUUUUCAUUUAAUCAACAAAAAUAAACUGAAAACGGACUUUAUAUACAUCAUUGAUCCUCAAGCGGCAUCCGCUAUACAGUAGUCUAAUUCUUCAAAUAUUAUUAUUGUUAUCUUUUUGUUAGUGUUUCUUUUUUUCACGUAUUUUUAUGGCCGCAGUAACGUUGAAAGAUGAAGAUUGUGAAGGCAACAGGGCUGUGGCAGGUAAACAGCGGGAAUAGUGAAAGUACGACGGGGAUGAAAAAAUACGGACUCAUGUCUUAUGUCUUUGCGUUUAGUUUCAUGCAUUAUUCACUGAG